GCCAGCGAAAAUGGUUUGCAGGGUUACAAUCUUGCUCCUGCUCACGGCGCAAACUGUUAACGCGUUCACAUUCUCGUCCUCAAGCCUGGGGUUGCUAUCGAAGUCGGCAUGUUUGGGGGAGGUCGCGGUCUCACCCCGCUCAUCCCGGGGCUCAAUCCUCAGUACCAAGAUGCAGCAGAUUCGCGGCACAUGUCCCAUCUGCAAUCAGCCUGUCACGACGGCUCAGCCUCGCGAGCUCGACGAGAACGGCAAAUACUGCCAUUCUGCAUGUGUGCAGGAGAAACUGAGCGCUCAGGGUUUGACGCAGAUCAGCGCUGCUGAGCUUGAGGAGCUGAAGGCCCUUGCGGAGGGUCGCCCUGCGCCGAGCAAGACUGCGCAACGAAAGCAGACUGGAGGAUCGAAUCCCUUCUCCUUCAUCGGCAACAUGUUCGGAUCGUCCGCUCCAUCUGGACCGGAAAUGCCCGAUCUCCCCACCUCCGCCAGCAGCCCCCCGUCCAUGCUUGAUAGGAUGCAGCAGUCGACUCAGGCGCCGCCUACCCAGCAGAAAGUGCAGGGCGACAAUUGGGAGAUGGCGUAUGAUCCAGCAUCGGGAGCUCCGUACUGGUACAAGGUAUCGACAGGCGAGUCGACCUGGGAAAACCCAUUUGCCAACGCCCCAGCUGCUAGGCCGACUGCUAAGCCAGCUGCCCAGCAGCCAGCAACGAGGUCCGCUGCUUCUGUGCAGCUCCCACAGGGGCAGAGGAUCCAGCCACAGGCGGGAAUGCCUAUCCCGUCCUACUGGCAGGAGGGCAAUGAGUACUUGUUGAACAAGAACAACGUGUUUGAGAUGGGAGAGAUCGUCGCCAUCCUUCGCUCCGAUGGUGAGAUUCGCUUCGGAUACAUCGUCAACGUGAACGCAAAGAAAGACAUCUCGGGCAAAGUGGUUGCCACCACCACGUACGACGUUCAGGUGGACAAGAGCGGCUCCUUCUAUCAGGGAAGAUACGCGGAUUCCAUUUACAAGAUUACGUAUGACGUCCGCUCUGUUGGAAUCGUGCUGGAGACGCAGUCCAACACCGGCUGGAUCUGAGCUGCCAUGCUUAUCAAGAGGCCUGCAGGACAAACCUAAUCUACAGGUAGAGCUUAGUGGGUAGAGCUUAGUGGCUU
This is a messenger RNA of Guillardia theta CCMP2712, 1146 nucleotides long. RefSeq lists its product as hypothetical. The transcript is spliced from 14 exons. Bases 170 to 1069 code for a protein of 299 amino acids. The record is from RefSeq and is a predicted model, not a curated record. Gene Ontology annotation, molecular function: protein binding. NCBI's taxonomy places the organism in Eukaryota, Cryptophyceae, Pyrenomonadales, Geminigeraceae.